UGAUAGGGCGGUGAUCUGGCAGCCCUAUAUGGCCGCCGCCGUGCAUGAAAGGUACCCCGGCGGGAUCUCUAACCUCUGUUAUAGAGAUUGUGCGUACUGGAUGACACAGUCGAAGAUCAUCUUCGAUGUGUCCGUGGAGAUAAUGGCCCAGCAGAGGAUCAUGAGGCAGUUCGGCUCUCGGCAGCUGGUCGAUCCUCCACCACCGAUAGCACCUCUCCCUGCCUACGUCCACAAGUACAACAGGAAGGGUACUAGCCACUCGUCGACAUGGUGGCUUCAGCGCGUUGGCUCGUAUGUUGCUGAGUGGGAUGGCGCGACAACACACGUCUGGCCGAACGAUGAGCAGUUUGACCCACAGGAGUUUGCCGCAUAUCUGCAGAGGUACACUGCAGCCACGCGAGUGCGCCUCAUCGCGCCGACUGAUCCAGCUCAGGCGCCACCUGCGUCUAUGCACGAUAUGUACCCGACUCAGUCCACAGCCGGUAGUCGACAGCAUGCGGGUCAGCUGACUGCGGACUUACAGGAUGAAGUCGCUCGGUACACACGUCAAGUGUCCAGUGCACCUCUUCUGCAGCGUGACCAACAUGUGUCCUGGUUGAGGCGUCUCGAGGACAAGCUACGCGGGAUCUACUCGGCUAUCACAUGCAGCCGUAGUUCCGACGUCGUUCAGCGCCACCUCCUUCCACCGCGACCCUCCACACAGCAGCAGCGACGGCCACAUCUCACACCGACCGCAACACCCAGACCACCACCUCCUGAUCGGGCAGGAGGUUCGUCGUGGCAGCAGCACACUCCUUCCGUCGACGACUAUCAGUACCAGCACCACGGAUCACGGCCACGUCUCACACCGACGCCGACACCCAGACCACCACCUCCUGACCAGGCAGGAGGUUCGUCGUGGCAGCAGCAGCACACUCCUUCCGUCGAUGACUUUCAGUACCAGCGUCACGGUUUCUUCGACGACUUUCAGCAGCAAGCUGCUUUCGACCAGUGGCAGCAACAGCAGGCCCCUUUCAUGGGAGGAGCAGGAUACACACAGGGAUACUCGCAGCACACUGCGUCCAAUCCUUCAUGGGGAGCUAGUGAUCAGGAUCCUGAGCACAUGGAGUACUACAGCACGCAGCAGAACUAUGUCGGUAUGCAGACUCCUCCACCACAGCCCACACAGGAGACACAGUACGACCCCGAGUCCGGGUCCUGGAUCCCUGCUCGCAUAACCAGGGCCCCGGACAGGUUCGGUUGGACACCCCGUACUACGCCGCCUCCACGAAACCCCAGACGCCGUCCAUAGUCUCAGACAUUUAUGUAUCUAUGUAUCAGACAUUUAUGUAUGCAUCACCUAUGUAUCAGACUUCAUGUAUGAACUAUGUAUCAGUAU
Molecule: messenger RNA, 1378 nt
Organism: Lolium perenne
Lineage: Eukaryota; Viridiplantae; Streptophyta; Magnoliopsida; Poales; Poaceae
Source: RefSeq, a predicted model, not a curated record